Eriocheir sinensis (Chinese mitten crab) is the source of this 5525-nucleotide messenger RNA. Its product is annotated as multidrug resistance-associated protein 1-like. Bases 220 to 5166 code for a protein of 1648 amino acids. The transcript has 32 exons. Gene Ontology annotation, cellular component: apical plasma membrane. Gene Ontology annotation, molecular function: ATP binding; ABC-type transporter activity; ATP hydrolysis activity. The record is from RefSeq and is a predicted model, not a curated record. NCBI's taxonomy places the organism in Eukaryota, Metazoa, Arthropoda, Malacostraca, Decapoda, Varunidae. Gene Ontology annotation, biological process: transmembrane transport.
AGCGUGUGCCAGCGUGCGUGCGUCGUGGGGAGGAGGCCGCAUCUUCAGUUCUUGCCCCUCCCCCUCGCCCUGACCUUGCCUCCGUUGCACCACCUUGCUCACGCCGGCACGGGAAGGCCGCGAUAAGAGGGAGGCUGGCGGCGGGGACAGAGUGAGGCGUCUCGUUCCUGCCUCGUCCAGCUGCGGCAGCCAGACACUCGUUGCCCGAGCCAGCCAGCCAUGAGCAUCCAGGAGAGCGGCGCCUCCGGGGACGCCGUGAUCCUCCUGCCGCGGCUGUGUGAUGUGCCGCUCUGGAACGCCAGCGCGGUGUGGCACUCCGAGGCGCCUCGCUUCGGUCGGUGCGCCGAGCGGACCGUCUUGCUGUGGGUGCCCUGCCUCAUGCUGUGGGUCACCGCGCCCUUCUACGCCUUCCUCCUCAAGCGGCGGCCCUACGACCCCAUCCCCUGGAGUGCACUGGCCUACGUCAAGGUGAUGGUGACGGGCCUGCUGCUGGUGGCGGCGGCGGCGGAGGGCGUGUGGGCGGUGGUGGGCGGCUAUGGCACCGUCACCCCCGCGGACAUCCUGGCGCCGCCCCUCCUUCUGGUCACCUAUACACUGCACCUGAGCCUGCUGCUGGCGGGACGGCGGCACGGGAAGAGGAGCAGCGCCGUCCUGGGGGUGUACUGGCUGGUGACGCUGAUGGCAGGCACCCCACAGCUCAUCACCGCCAUCACCACCACCGUCCACCAGGAUGGCCAGCUGCCCCCCAUGCUGGUGGCCACGACCAUCACACAGUACCUCGGCGCCCUGGUGCUCUUCGUCGCCUCCUGCGUGAAUGACGUGCCCUCCGGCCUCCAGAAGCUGACACGAACAGAGAAUCCUAACCCAGAACUAGACGCAUCGUUCCUGAACCGCCUGCUGUUCGUGUAUGCGUUCCCUAUCAUCUGGCGGGGGUGGCGGCAGCCCCUAACCCCUGAGGACCUGCCCGACGCGCAGCCCGUAAACUCGGCAAGGGUGGUGUACAGCAAGUGGCGACGCGGGCUGGACGGCAGGAAGGAGCGGCACACUGGGCAGAACGUAAAGUUUGGUGAUGAUGGCCCGACUGUGAGCGCGAAGACUGAGGCAAAGGUGUCCCUGGUGCGCAGCAUCUGGCAGCAGAACCAGUCCUCCAUGGUGCUCAACCUCCUCCAGUGCUUCACCCUAGAGGCCAUCACCUUCUUCAACCCCCUGCUGGUUGGGUGGUUGAUCACCUUCCUGGAAACGCCUGGGGAGCCGACCUGGCACGGCUACCUGUACGCCAUGUGCCUCCUGGCCGUGGGCAUGACGCGUUCCUUCAUUAAGAACACUUACUUCAAGCACGUGUUCACGAUCUCCAUCAGGAUAAGGACCGCCCUAAUGGCUGCCGUCUACAACAAGGCCCUUCACUUGUCGAGUGCCUCCCGCCGGGACUACACGGUGGGCAAGAUCGUCAAUCUGAUGGCAGUGGACACACAGACAAUCGGCGACGUGUACCUCCACCUCUACUACAUCAUCGUUGCGCCCUUCACCAUCAUCACCUGCCUCGCCUACAUCUGGACCCAGCUCGGCCCCUCAGCACUGGCGGGGCUCAUCGUGAUGGGGCUGCUCGUGCCCUUCAACAGCUUCCUCCUGAGCCGCAGCAAAAAGAUCAAUGUGAAGGUGAUGGCGAUUGCGGAUACGCGGGUCAAGGCCAUCAGUGAAAUCAUUAGCGGCAUCAAGGUGCUGAAACUGUACGCUUGGGAAACCUCCUUCACCGACAAUGUGAAGCACACCAGGAAGAAGGAACUCCGACUCCUGAAGGAACUGUCAAUACUGCGGUCGUUCAACUUGUUCUUGUUCACCACCACCCCUUUCCUCGUUGCGCUGGCCACUUUCACCUGCUACCUGCUGGUGUCUGAGGAGAACACGCUGGACCCACAAAAGACCUUCAUCUGCCUGACGCUCUUUGAUCUCCUGAAGCUGCCGGUCUUACAGCUGCCCGAAAUCAUUUCCAAUUUCAUUUCGGGCACCGUGUCCCUCAGGAGGAUAGAAACAUACCUCAACGUUGACGAACUUGACCCCCUUGCCGUCACUGCCAGCCCAGGUGAAGACGUUGCUGUGAAGGUGGAGGGCGGCUGCUUUGUGUGGGAGGGCGACGAGGAGCAGGCGAGCUGGAGGCUGGAGGACAUCAAGCUGAGCAUCCCUCACGGCCGGCUGGUGGCCCUGGUGGGCACUGUUGGCGCGGGCAAAAGUUCCAUCCUGUCAGCCCUCCUCGGGGAGAUGAAGAAGGACGCCGGCAGAGUGGUGGUCAAUGGCAGUGUAGCCUACGUGCCACAAAUUCCAUGGGUCCAAAAUGCUACCCUGCGGGACAACAUCACGUGGGGACAACCUUACGACCCCAAGCGCUACCGGAAGGUGGUGCGCGCGUGUGCACUCCUGCAGGACUUCGACAUGCUGCCCGCCGGUGACAUGACUGAGAUUGGCGAAAAUGGCAUCAACAUCAGCGGCGGACAGAAGCAGCGAGUGUCUCUGGCACGGGCGGUCUACAGUGACGCCAGCAUCUUCCUGCUGGACGACCCUCUCAGUGCUGUGGAUGCGCACGUUGGCAGGCACAUCUUUGACUAUGUGGUGGGGCCCAAUGGGAUGCUCAGAAACAAGACGCGUGUGCUGGUGACCCAUGCGGUGACCUUCCUGCCACAGGUGGACGAGGUGGCGGUGGUGGCAGAGGGGCGGCUGCGGGAGCGGGGGAGCUACACCGCGCUGCUGGCUGACGGGGGGGACUUUGCUAACUUCGUGGUGCAGCACAUCAAGGACCUGGAGGAGGAUGCUGAGGAGGAGCUGGAGGUGAUAUGCCAGCAGCUAGAGGGCCUUGGCAGCAGAGGGAGCCUGUACCGGCAGAUCUCGGAAACCAGGCAGUCAAUGAAGAGUAUGGGAAGCACUACCAAGGAGCAAGGAGCCAUGGAAGUAAACCUGAAUCACAGCCACUUCCAGUCAAAUCCUAUCCCACCAAAGCGACUCAGCCACAGCAGAGGGUCGGUGGACAGCAGGCACAGCAACUCUCAGGCCUUGCCACGCCUGCAGCACCAGCUCAGCACUACCAGCGACUCCAGAGUUACCAAUGGUUCCUCAACAUGUCUGAAUGGCAGCACCUCCUCCCUCAACAGACAUGCAGCCGAGGACAAACAUGAGCUUGAGCCUCUUGCAGGAAGUGUUAAAGGACAGACAUUAGUUCAGGAGGAGACAUCGGAGGUUGGAAGCGUCUCUCACCACGUGUACUCUGUCUACGGGCGGGCCAUGGGACUGCUGCCCACCAUCGCUGCUAUUGUCUGCAUGGCACUGGCUCAGACAAGCAGUGCCGGCAGCAGUGUGUGGCUGGCUCACUGGACCUCCUCCCAGCAGCCCCCCCUCACAGACACCACCAGUUUGAGAGACAGCACCAACUUUACAGAUGGCAUUAAUCUCACAGACAGCACCAGCCUCACAAAGCAUGCAAACCUUGAAUAUAGCACAAACCUUACAGACCUUAUCAGCUCAGCAGACACUGUAAACAUCACAGACAUAACUUACCUAGAUGGAAGGAACCUCACAGGCAGCACUGGCUUCACAGAGAGCAAGCCAGUGGACAGGGAUGUCUUCCUCGCUGUGUAUGGUGUCUUGGCAAUUUCACAAUCACUGCUCCUGCUCCUGGGCAUCCUGCUUAUGAUGGUGGGCUCAAUCAGGGCAGCCAACUCCCUCCACGCUCGCCUCCUCAGCUCAGUCAUUCACUUCCCCAUGAGCUUCUUUGACACCAACCCCAGCGGCCGCAUCAUCAACCGCUUCGGCAAAGAGAUUGACAAGCUGGACAAGAACCUUCCUCGGGUCCUGCGGAGUUUCUUAAUGACGCUGUCGCAGGUUCUGACGACGCUGGUGGUGAUCAUCACGGCCACGCCCUCCAUAACCUAUUUUAUAGUGCCAACAAUGGUGGUCUAUAUUGCAAUCCAGCAGCUGUUUGUGGCCGCCGCCAGGCAGGUCCAGCGCCUGGAGUCUGUCUCCAAGUCUCCCAUUUACUCUCACUUCAGCGAGUCUAUAAACGGUGUUUCUGUGGUGCGAGCGUUCAAGAGGCAAAAUGAAUUCUUCUCUCAGUCUCUCCAGAAGAUUGAAUUUUCUUUGAGAAGUAUCUUCACCAACAUCACCAUUAACAGGUGGCUCUCUCUUCACCUGGAAGGCUUGGGUAACCUGGUCACCUUUGCCACCGCUCUGUUUGGUGUGAUAAACCAGGAAACUGUCAGUCCAGGUGCUGUCGGCCUCUCCAUCACCUAUGCCCUCAGCGUCACAUUGCUGUUCAACUGGCUUGUGCGCACCGUCUCGGAUCUGGAGGCAAGCAUUGUGUCGGUGGAGAAGAUUUACGAGUACAUCCAAAUGCCUCAGGAAGCAGCAUGGAGGGUCAAAACAAACGUCCCCCCACCAGCAUGGCCCGAGGAAGGGGCUGUCGAGUUCAAGAAUUAUGAGACACGUUACCGGCCAGGCCUCAGUCUAGCAUUGCGGAACAUUACUUGCUUCAUCAGGCCAGCAGAGAAGGUUGGCAUCGUGGGCAGGACAGGAGCCGGGAAGUCUUCUCUGACAAUGGCACUCUUUCGCAUCAUCGAGGCCUCGGGAGGGAGAAUAGACAUCGACAAGAAAACCAUCGCAACCAUUGGCCUGCACGACUUGCGGGGCCAAAUCAGCAUCAUUCCUCAGGAUGCCGUCCUCUUUAGCGGCACACUCCGGAUGAACCUGGACCCCCUCAGCCAUCACUCAGACGCUGACCUGUGGCGUGCCCUCGAGCUGGCCCACCUCAGUGCCUACAUCCGCCGGCAGAUGCUGGGGCUGCAACAUCCGGUGGACCAAGGCGGUUCAAACUUUAGUGCGGGUCAAAGGCAGCUGGUGUGCCUGGCCCGGGCGUUGCUGCGACACUCCCAGGUGCUGGUGCUGGACGAGGCCACAGCAGCUGUUGACCUGGAAACUGAUGACCUCAUUCAGGCCACCAUCCGUACCCAGUUUGCAGAGUGCACCGUCAUCACUAUAGCCCACCGCCUCAACACCAUCAUGGACUCAGACAGGGUGAUGGUGCUUGAGGCUGGAAGGAUUGCAGAGUUUGAUGCCCCAGCAACUCUGCUGCAGCAGCCAAGUUCAAUUUUCUACAGCAUGGCCAAGGAUGCCGGCAUUGUGUGACUCAGACAUGAUUGCCCUGACACAUCAGUACUUCAUGUGUCAGCCAACAGAUGGUGACAUCUGUGGCUGAAAAUGAGACAGCCCAAUUAAUGUAAAACAUUUUUCAUUUUAACAUUCAUAAAAAUAACCUAGGCAGAGGCAUCAUCAUUAUCAUCCACAUCAUCCUCAUCCUCAUGUAAAAGCUAUGUUUGCUGAGGUUUAGUUGACAAUGUUAUGUAAUUUAAAAGCUGUAUUUUUGAACGAUGCAUCUGAAUGCUUCCUUACCUUUUUAAUACAGAAAGCCACCAUAGUGGAAAAGCAUUUUAUAUGUCAUUUUAUAUGUAAACAUAAUGUGUGACAAUAAACAGAAUUUGCAACAA